AUGGCCCAGAGCCCACCACGGCAUCAACCUCAAUUUUCACGACCCGACCAAUUCCCUAGUACAGGCUCCAAGAUGGCAAUGAUUGCUGUUCCAACUCCUCCCCCCAGCUCUGCCUUUCAAAAUGGGCGUUGGGGAGCCCGCUCGUCAGACUAUGCCACCCCACGAGCUGACCCCAAUCCUGUUGCUCUUCCUUCUAUUCGACAGGCAAUUCCUGAAAUCCACCUAGCCACAAACACGGAUCGCCAAGGACGCCCAUCACACCCAUCUAAACACACUCAAGGCUGGACAGAUUCUGCUCCUACCGGCCACUCGGAGUAUAUCCACUCGCCAACCAGCAAGAGAAGGCGCAUCUCUAACGAUCUGGAGACCGAAUCCCUCCGCUCCCACCAAGUUCCUCGCCUCUACCCCAGCCCCGAGCGCCCAGCUUCGAGCAACAUCUCGCCCAGCUUCCAACGGCCGCCUACCGCCGAGGACAGCUGGAGGAGCCAGGCGCCUGCGCACUACAAGUCUUCCAUGUCUGCUUCUCCCGAGUUUGCGAACCGUGAGCACCGGCCUUCUCUCCACAGCUUGCCUCUACCGCCUGGGUUGGAACGUGGUCGCGAUGGACAGUACGCCGACGACUACGUCGCUCGUCAAAGAAUGGAGGAAUACCAUGCCGGACACUCCAGCAGAAGUCCCGUGUUCAAUUCUCGACCUUACGAUAAUGGUAACAGGUUUCGCCAUCCCAUGUCUGCAGGCCCGGUACGCUCAGAAGAGCGCUCGCCCUUUGCCCCUUCACGGUAUUUUAUGCCGCAGCAUGACGUUGCUCGAUAUAAUGAGGGAAUGAUGGGCAUUGGGGGAGAAACCAAGCAGCGCAAGCGUCGUGGCAAUCUUCCCAAGGAGACUACUGAUAAGCUGCGCUCUUGGUUCGUUGCUCAUCUGCAGCAUCCUUACCCUACUGAGGAUGAGAAGCAAGACUUGAUGCGUGUAACAGGUCUACAGAUGAACCAAAUCUCCAACUGGUUCAUUAAUGCUCGCCGACGACAGCUCCCCACAAUGAUUAACAACGCUCGUGCCGAAAAUGACGCUAUGCACAAUCGUGUUGGUGUCGAUCGAGCCUCUAUAGGCAGCGCUGAUAUGGAUGUUACCGGUCUUGACUGCGAGAGCACGUACGAUGCUAGCCCACGCAUGCAUAGCGUUGGCGAUCUCCAGCGAGACUAA
Akanthomyces muscarius is the source of this 1200-nucleotide messenger RNA. RefSeq lists its product as uncharacterized. Gene Ontology annotation, molecular function: DNA binding. Lineage: Eukaryota; Fungi; Ascomycota; Sordariomycetes; Hypocreales; Cordycipitaceae. The record is from RefSeq and is a predicted model, not a curated record. The transcript has 3 exons. Bases 1 to 1200 code for a protein of 399 amino acids. Gene Ontology annotation, biological process: regulation of DNA-templated transcription.